CACCACCAUUAGCAGUCUAUACAACCGUCUUCUGACUAUUGAAAUCGUUAGUGAAAUGGAAUAACACACGCUUUGGUCUGUUUUCUCCCAGUAUCCGUCAUAACAGAGUCAUUAUUGUCCAUACCACCAUUGUGGAAGAAUUUUCUGCUUCCCACUAUCAAGUUCACCGACUAUUCGCACCAACACAGCAAAACAACGCUCUACAGAAACCCUAGAUUCAAAGCAAUGGACUAUCGAACAAGAUUAAAAACCUUUCAGUUUGUCAAAGAAUUCUUUCAAAACCCUUGUUGUGGCUAGCGGUGUGCGCUCCCACGGCGGGUAGAGAAGCACCAGUGGAACGUGCUUCUCAACCUCAGGUUUUUCGCCAUUAUUAAAGAAGUCAUCUAUUUCGCAUCCUCCAAAAUUAUACUGCUGCAGCAGAAUCUCUUACUCCUGCCUUUUGUUAUCUCAGAAAGACUCUGUCGAGAUGAUUGUUCGACUUAGACGGACGUGGUCUCGACCACUCGGUCGUUGUAUCAUGGCAGUGUUACCGCCGUUCAAUUUCCUCACCGUCCAUUACGCAUAUUUCAUUGCCACACCGCUGAUUUGCAGUAUCAUCUUCUGGGGUUCCGCGACUCCCUCACGAAGCGUUCAUUAUGUAGAUGCGCUUUUCUUAUGCGUCAGUGCCAUGACUGGUGCUGGAUUGAACACGGUGGACCUCUCAUCCCUAAACACGUUCCAACAGUCCAUUAUUUUUGCGCUACUGAUCCUCGGACAUGCCAUUCUGAUCUCAAUCACGGUCCUAUUUGUGCGCAAGCGAGCGUUCCAGCUCAAAUUCAAGUCCAUUUCAGAAAGUUCUGUCGCAAGAAAUCUUUUUGGGCAGUCCACUCUUGGUUUCCUGAAGCCUGCCGGGAAGACCAAAACAGACGCUUCGCAGCCUGAAGAACCCCAUAGUCCUGAGGGCUCUCAGGUGUCCGCCAUGGAAAAUGCCCCGUUAGAAUAUUCCAAUGCGGUUGACAAUGACCAUAUCCGAUGGGGCGACGACGACCAAAUCACUAUUGGCUAUAUUCAGCCACGCCAUCAUCAUCAUCACCACAGAGUCUUCCCCAUGGCAGGAGUGGGCGCUCGACUCGAUUUGAAUAACCACCCGAGAGAUGUAGCUCCCACCGUACCUUUGGACGGAGAGCCAGACGAUAUCCCACGGUUGAAGGGGAUUCUAAGAGAUACGCAGAAAUACUUCGCCUCAAAAGGCUUCAUUUCACGGAAUUCCCAGUUUCAUGGUCUUACGCUUGAGGAACGUGAGAAACUGGGCGGUGUCGAGUACAAGGCAGUUUCCUUCUUGUCGGUCAUCGUUCUGCUAUACUGGGCGACGUUCCUAAUCAUCGGCAUUGUGGGGGUCGGUUGCUGGCUGGAAGUAAACCAUCCAGAGAUUCCUCGGGCAAAUGGCCUGUCGCCCUUCUGGACUGGCGCUUUCUUUGCUGUUUCUGCGUUUGUCAACAGUGGAAUGUCCCUUUUGGAUGCGAACAUGACCGCUCUGCAAACAAAUGCGUACCCACUUGUUACAAUGGGCAUGUUGAUUCUUGCAGGGAAUACUCUCUACCCCUGCUUUUUACGAUUUAUCAUCUGGACAAUGAGACGCUUGAUGGCGAAUCGGCCAUCAUGUGAGCCCUGGAAGGUCACUUUGGAUUUUAUCCUCGACCAUCCCAGAAGGGUUUACACUAAUCUCUUCCCUGUCCGUCAUACAUGGUACCUGCUAGGGACCAUCAUCAUUUUGAAUGGAAUCGACUGGGCCGGUUUCGAGGUUCUGGCGAUUGGAAAUAAAGAAAUAGAGACACUGCCGGCAGGCUAUCGCAUCUUAGAUGGGCUGUUCCAGGCUUUGGCUGUGCGCUCUGGAGGGUUCUAUGUUGUAACUAUCUCUGAAUUGCGUCAGGGACUACUUGUGUUAUACGUUCUCAUGAUGUACGUCUCGGCGUUCCCAGUAUUGGUGACCAUGAGAAACACCAAUGUCUACGAAGAGCGCUCCCUAGGCAUUUACGCCUCGGACGAACCGCGCGACGCACAUGACAACCAAUCCCCCAAUAUUGUCAUGAGCCUAAUCCGACAUCACCUCCUCGGGCGCCAGGAUGCCUCAACGGUUGAGUCCUCGCGCAGCUACUUCGUCCACCAACAGCUCCGCUCCCAACUCAGCCAUGACGUCUGGUGGAUCGCCCUCGCAGUCUUCUUCAUUACCAUCGCCGAGUCGCCUCACUAUUCCGAGAACCCAGUCGCCUACUCGACCUUUAACAUCAUCUUCGAGGUUGUCUCCGCGUAUGGCUGCGUCGGCAUCAGCGUUGGCUUUCCAGGCAAAAAUUACUCGUUCUGCGGGUCGUGGCAUGCCAUCAGCAAGCUGAUUCUGGCGGCUGUUACACUGCGGGGACGGCACAGAGGUCUUCCUGUUGCGAUUGAUCAGGCAGUAAUGCCGCCGAGUGAAUCGCUCGCUUGGGCAGAAGAGGAAGACGCUGUUCUAAGGCGUGAGCAGACACGUACGUACGGAAGUGACAAGAUGCCUGUGGGAACGGUUUAG
Molecule: messenger RNA, 2542 nt
Organism: Aspergillus novofumigatus IBT 16806
Lineage: Eukaryota; Fungi; Ascomycota; Eurotiomycetes; Eurotiales; Aspergillaceae
Product: putative potassium transporter
Exons: 9
Coding region: 467-2542 (691 amino acids)
Biological process (GO): potassium ion import across plasma membrane; intracellular potassium ion homeostasis
Cellular component (GO): plasma membrane
Molecular function (GO): high-affinity potassium ion transmembrane transporter activity
Source: RefSeq, a predicted model, not a curated record